Molecule: messenger RNA, 1391 nt
Organism: Cydia strobilella
Lineage: Eukaryota; Metazoa; Arthropoda; Insecta; Lepidoptera; Tortricidae
Gene: Rpt3
Product: 26S proteasome regulatory subunit 6B
Exons: 10
Coding region: 70-1314 (414 amino acids)
Biological process (GO): proteasome-mediated ubiquitin-dependent protein catabolic process
Cellular component (GO): proteasome regulatory particle, base subcomplex
Molecular function (GO): ATP binding; ATP hydrolysis activity; proteasome-activating activity
Source: RefSeq, a predicted model, not a curated record
UUGAAUUUGCUGGCAGUGUUUUUGUAUUAUCACCUUUUCUAAUAAAUUGUUAAUUAAAAGCCAGCAAAUAUGGAAGAAAUUGGUAUUAUACUACCUGAGAAGGAUGACAUUGCUACCGAUGCCAAAGGAGCUUUUGCAGGACCACAAACCUUCGAAGAAAUAGAAUCAGAAGAUUUAUACACAAAAUAUAAGAAACUGCAGCGCAUGUUGGAAUUUCUCGAAGUGCAGGAAGACUACAUUAAAGAUGAACAGAGGAACCUCAAAAAGGAGUAUCUCCACGCUCAGGAGGAGGUGAAGCGCAUCCAAUCCGUUCCGCUGGUCAUCGGGCAGUUCCUUGAGGCUGUGGAUCAGAAUACCGGCAUAGUGGGCAGCACAACAGGAUCAAACUAUUAUGUCCGGAUCUUGUCUACCAUCGACCGGGAGCUCCUAAAGCCUUCAGCAUCUGUUGCCCUGCACAAGCACUCCAAUGCUCUGGUUGAUGUAUUGCCUCCAGAAGCUGACAGCUCCAUCUCAAUGUUGCAAGCCGACGAAAAACCCGACGUUCAAUACGCCGACAUCGGAGGCAUGGACACACAGAAGCAAGAAAUCCGCGAGGCGGUAGAGCUGCCGCUGACCCACGUGGAGUUGUACCGGCAGAUCGGUAUCGAGCCUCCGCGAGGCGUGCUCAUGUACGGCCCGCCCGGCUGCGGCAAGACCAUGCUGGCCAAGGCCGUGGCGCACCACACUACUGCGGCGUUCAUCCGCGUAGUAGGGUCGGAGUUCGUGCAGAAGUACCUGGGCGAGGGCCCGCGCAUGGUGCGCGACGUGUUCCGCCUCGCCAAGGAGAACAGCCCCGCCAUCAUCUUCAUCGACGAGAUCGACGCCAUCGCCACCAAGAGAUUUGAUGCACAAACUGGUGCCGACAGAGAAGUACAGAGAAUCCUACUGGAACUUCUCAACCAAAUGGAUGGUUUUGACCAGACCACUAAUGUCAAGGUUAUAAUGGCCACGAAUCGUGCCGAUACGUUGGAUCCUGCUCUGCUUAGGCCUGGACGCCUGGAUAGAAAAAUUGAAUUCCCUCUUCCUGAUAGGCGUCAGAAGCGCCUGAUCUUCUCGACGAUCACGGCGAAGAUGAACCUGUCGGAGGAGGUGGACCUGGAGGAGUUCGUGGCGCGGCCGGACCGCGUGUCGGGCGCGGACAUCAACGCCAUCUGCCAGGAGGCCGGCAUGCAAGCCGUGCGCGAGAACAGGUAUAUUGUCCUGCCUAAAGACUUCGAAAAGGGAUACAAGAACAAUAUCAAGAAGGAUGAGUGUGAAUACGAAUUCUACAAAUAGAUAUAAAUUGUAUUCGUGUAUUAUCUUAAAAUUCUUAAAAUAAUUAACUCCAAGUAAAUAUGAUUAUGUCACUAUAA